Molecule: messenger RNA, 2810 nt
Organism: Nicotiana tabacum (common tobacco)
Lineage: Eukaryota; Viridiplantae; Streptophyta; Magnoliopsida; Solanales; Solanaceae
Source: RefSeq, a predicted model, not a curated record
ACAAAAAACAUUAUGAAAUAUCUAAGCCCCAUUUGUCAUUUCUCUAUACAAAACAAAUUUAUAUCAUCUCUUUAUUUGUACUUUGAUCAUUCAGCAAUUUCAUGUCCAUAUCUUUCACUCUCACGACUUCUCUAAAAUUCUCUCAUUUUUCUCUUUUUCCUCAAUCUUCGCCAACAUGUUAGGUCUCCAAAAAAAUAGUAAAAACAAGACAUGUUUUAGCAGAUGCUUAGGAUUUUUCUCCUCAAAUAUCGUUCUUCUUUAGUGGUCUCUCCACUUUCUCCUAUGAAUUCAAGAUUACUAUACUACUAGCCUACUACUAUUAGCUUGUGUUCCUUUUUUCCUUUACUUGUAGUUGGAAAAGGCAUGAGUACCAAUAAACAUUUUAUGCUCAAAAGCCACUUUAAUAAAAUGUUUUUGAGUCAAUUUAUGUACACAACAAUAACUUGGUGUGUCAAUUCCCUAUGGAGUUUCUUUUCUAGCUUCAUGUUCAAGAUUUUCUUUCUCUUGGAGAAAUACAUAGACAGCAGGAUGGUGGAGGGUGAUUAUAAGAAGAAUGAUUCAGAUUUUAGUGCCAUUCAAUUGGAAUGCAAAAGUGACAAAAGUUUAGAAUUUGAUGAGAAGGGUUUUGAAACAGAGAGCUCUGUUUUUGUACAGAGUAAGUUUCAAUACAAAUAUGGACAAGAUGCUUUCGGAUUUAUAGAAAAGCCAGAAGUUAAAAGCUUUACUAUUCAAGAAAUGUUUGUGAAUUUUAAUGAAGGAGAAGAAGAAGUUUUAAUGGCUGAGGAGUUUCAGUUGGAUCAAAUUAGAAAAGAAGAAGAGAUUCAUAAGAGUUUUGAUGAUUCACCAAAUUCUAAGGAAAAAUUGUUCUAUUUCUCUUUUUUCAAAAAUGGAAGUGACAUUCAAGAACAUGUACUUGAGACAGAAAAUAAAGAGGAAGCAAAAGCUGAGGUUUUUGAUGAAAAAGAAGCUAAUGAUCAAGAAUUAGCAGAAGAGCAUGUUGAAAGUAUUUGUUGUGAAGAGAAUUUGAAGCAAAAUGAUGAAGUUUUUAGUGAUAAGGAAUCAGAGAAUUUGGAAGAUAUAUGUUAUGAAAUUCAAUUGUUUCCUGAGAAUCAUUCUUUAGGUCGAAAUUCGUUUCAAGGGUCUGAUACUAUUGGAGCUGAGGAUUUCAUUAUAAGUGAAAAAUCAACUUCUGAUGUACAUGUUAAUGGAUUCUUGAAUUCUGAUCAUUUUAUGGAAAAUGAUGACAUGGGGUUUAUAGAAUUGGAAACCUCUUUGCAUAAUUUUAAUGCAAUAGAUACAGAUGAGUUUGUUUCUGAAAAAGUUGACAGAGUUGAAGAAACAGAUAUGAAUUCUGAGGAAGUGAAGUUAAUGGAUGAUUUGCAAGAAUUUCAAGGUCAUAAUUCGAGUCGAAAAUCAUGGGAUACAGACUCAGAUGAAGAUGAUAUCUUAUUGGAACAUCAGAAUUUAGUCAGGCAAAUGAAAAUGGAAAUGAAAAAUUCAAGAAUCACAGGGCUGCCUACUAUAUCAGAAGAUAGUGAAUCUCCUAAAGUAGUAGAAGAUUUGAAGCCACUGAAAAUUGAUGAAAAGAUUGAGUAUAAAGAUUGUAUUGAAGAAAUCCAGAAGUUUUACAAAAGCUAUGCUGAAAAAAUGAGAAAAUUGGAUAUCUUGAAUUAUCAGACCUUGAAUGCUAUCAGUUUCCUUCAACUUAAGGAUUCAGAAGUGUUUAUGUCAAGCAAAAAGUCAUCAAAUUCAAUAACAAAAGCCUUCGCUUUGCCUAGCUUCUUGGCAAACAAACAAAGGAAAAUCUUUGCUGAUCCAGCACAAAAAUCCAUUACUGAAAUGAAUAGAGACUUGGAACUAGUAUAUAUUGGACAAGUUUGCCUUUCAUGGGAAAUUCUUUGUUGGCAAUAUGGUAAAACAAAGGAAUUGCUAGAACAUGAUCCUCAACAGUUUCACACAUACAACCAAGUAGCUGGAGAAUAUCAGCAAUUUCAAGUACUUUUGCAAAGAUUUGUGGAGGAUGAGCCAUUUCAAGGACCUCGAGUCCAAAAUUAUGUCAGGAAGAGGUGCAUGCUCCGUAGCUUUCUUCAGGUCCCGAGCAUUAGAGAUGAUCGUUCAAAGGAAAAGCAAGGCAGAAAUGAAGGGGAAAAAAAUGUCAUCUCCAUAGUGAAGUUGGCGGAAAUUAUUAAGGAAACAAUGCAGGUUUUCUGGGAGUUUCUUCGUGCUGAUAAACGCGAAGCUAAUUUGGGCUUAAAGGGUGUUCAAGGAACUCAAAUGGACACUGCAGAAACCGAGCUUUUUAUGAAUAUCAAAUCAGAUCUUCAAAAGAAGGAGAGGAAGCUUAAGGAUGUACAAAGAAGUGGCAAUUGCAUAGUGAAGAAGUUCCAAAAACAACAAGAAGGUCGAUUAAGCCAUCCGUUAUUCACGUCGCUGGUGGAACUAAAACUGGUAUCAAGAGUACUAAGUUUACCAAGAUUAAGGAGAGAUUACUUAGUCUGGUGCCAGAAGAAACUAAGUAAUAUCAAUGUUGCUGGCAGGAAAGUUAGUAUGGAGCCAUCUUUUUCCCUUUUUCCAUGCUAGGAAAUAUGAGUAUGUUUAGUUUUCACAUGUAAAUGGAAGUCUUCUAGGUUAUAUUAGUACCCAAAAAAAAACUUAUAAUACCCUUACUUCCCCUUUAAAAAGAAGUAGCUAGAGGAGGAGAUAAUUUGGCCUGAUUUUGUAAGGUCAAAUUCAGAAUAAGGAUCAGUGGUUUCCCAUAACUUUUGAAUAUUAGAAUAGCUUUAUGAGAAUGUAUUCCCGCAGAAUUGUUA